This is a messenger RNA of Gallus gallus (chicken), 1165 nucleotides long. Its product is annotated as anther-specific protein SF18-like. Bases 88 to 480 code for a protein of 130 amino acids. The transcript has a single exon. The record is from RefSeq and is a predicted model, not a curated record. Lineage: Eukaryota; Metazoa; Chordata; Aves; Galliformes; Phasianidae.
GCCGCUCGGCCGCCGCUCGCCGCCGCUCCGGCCCCGGCCCGCCGCUAGCGCCGCCGCGCCGCUCCGCCCGGCCCGCCGCUCCGGCCAAUGGCGGCGUCGCGCAGCAACGCGUCACAACGACGCGGCCCGCCCCGCGCCCCCCUGCGGCCGCCGAGCCCGAUCUCCAUUGGCCGCGGUGGGCGCGGGGCGGGGCGUACGGGAGGCCGCGCGCGGCCAUUGGGCGGCCGCGGAGACGGGCCGUGUUUGUUUUGCUGGCUGAGGGGCGGAGCCCGGCCGCCCAUUGGUCGGAGCGGGAAGGGCGGGAGCGGGCGAGGCGCGCCGCCGCGUGGAACUGGCGGCUCCGGCCCCCCCCGCCCCGCCGGCAGCAUCUCGUGUCGGGCUCCUGUCGUUCUUAGGAAUCACAGCACGAACAAGAUCCGUAAAUCUCCAGCCAUCUCUUCUCAGACGCGCUGCUCCGGGGCCAAGAUGCAGAACAGUUGAAAUGUUUCGUCACUGAAGCGCAGCAGAAGUCAUCACUAACGGCGAUGCAAGAAAACGGCCAACCGGGGGGAAAAGAGGUGGCUCUGAAAGCAUUAGGUUGUGCUCGUUUGUUCUCUUUGAAAGCCUGUUUACCUGCAAGUGAUCGGCAUGCUUGAAAACACGUGCAAGAGUUCAGUUUGUAAGCUUUUAGGAAGGGGCUGCGGUAGAUGCAGCCAGGAUUUCCAAGGCCUACCCAAAGGCUUCUCCACAGUGCAAUGGCUGAACGCGGCCUCUUUAGUUAACCUUCACAUUCCGUCUGCGAGCAAUUCCUCCUGCUGCCUUUUCCCACGAAGAGCGCUGAAGGUCAGGACUGCUCACCAACUGCCCGCAGUUGUAACCACGUGUUCUGAAACACAGCUUUGGGGGAAGUCCGUACUGUCCCCAUCCACUCUUUCUCUUCCUUUUCUUAUUUGAAUAUAUCCUCUCCUUUCACCACCUUUGUCUUAAACUGACCUUGGUGCAUGCACACACACACACAUACACAGACUGGGCUUUGUGGCUCUAACAUUUCAUGUCUCCAUCACUGUAAGAGCGUGAACUGCUCCUUUCUUCUUCUCCAAGACAUCGCCACGUGCUGAAGAACCAGAACGAAUUUGCCUUUGAGGGAAAUUAAAUAGCACUUUGUUUCCCCGGCUGCACACCUUAA